This is a messenger RNA of Menidia menidia (Atlantic silverside), 1592 nucleotides long. The record is from the annotation of a GenBank genome assembly. NCBI's taxonomy places the organism in Eukaryota, Metazoa, Chordata, Actinopteri, Atheriniformes, Atherinopsidae.
GGCUGGGGACGCGGUCCUGAAGAUUGAUGGAGGGCCAUGCUGUUCAAACAGCAGGCAUUGCUGAGACAGAAGCUCCUGGUUCUGGGCAGCCUGGCAAUCGGAAGUGUCUUGUAUCUAGUGGCCAGGGUUGGGACUUUGGAUAGGCUACAGCCCACAUGCCCGAUCGAAGGCAGACUCACCGAUCCGGACCAAAUCCCUCUCCGAACUCUCCAGUUCAAGCGCGGCCUUCUGCGUAAACUAUGUAAGGGCAACGCCAGCAGGGAGCAAACCCACCGGCAGAGUCUGGUUCAGCAGCUGCCCCGGGCCAUCAUCAUCGGGGUGCGCAAAGGGGGCACCCGGGCCCUCCUGGAGAUGCUCAACCUGCACCCGGCGGUGGUCAAGGCCUCGCAGGAGAUCCACUUCUUCGACGACGACGAAAACUACGCCCGGGGCAUCGAGUGGUACCGGGGCGAGAUGCCCUUCUCCUUCCCCCACCAGAUCACCAUCGAGAAGAGCCCGGCGUACUUCAUCACGGAGGAGGUCCCCGAGCGCAUCUUCAAGAUGAACUCCUCCAUCAAGCUGCUGGUCACGGUGCGGGAGCCCACCACCAGGGCCGUGUCCGACUACACCCAAGUGCUGGAGGGCAAGGAGCGCAAAAACAAGACCUACCACAAGUUCGAGAAGCUGGCCAUCAACACCAACACGUGCGAGGUCAACACCAAGUACAAGGCGGUGCAGACCAGCAUCUACACCAAACACCUGGAGCGCUGGCUCAAGUAUUUCCCGGUGGAGCAGUUCCACGUCGUGGACGGGGACCGCCUGAUCACCGACCCGCUACCGGAACUGCAGAUGGUCGAGCGAUUCCUCAACCUCCCGGCCCGGAUCGGUCAGUACAACCUGUACUUCAACGCCACCAGGGGGUUCUACUGUCUGCGAUUCAACAUCGUCUUCAACAAGUGCCUGGCGGGCAGCAAGGGCCGCAUCCACCCUGAGGUGGACCCGUCCGUAGUGACUAAGCUCCAGAGGUUCUUUCAUCCCUUCAAUCAGAAGUUUUACCAAAUCACUGGGAGAACAUUCAAUUGGCCGUGAUGCAAACUGAAGCCAUUCAAUGAUUUUACAUGAUGUUUCUUUUAUCGUUAACAUUGACUGCACUUUGAUUGAAUAUAAUGAAAUUAUGAGAACUAAUAUGUGUUUUAUUACUUGCGAGAAUACAACAAAGGAUGAGGGUUUGAUUAAUGGAAUCAUUUGAAGGCACUGAUCAACUGUCAGUGUGUUUUUCUGGAAGGAAAAAUUCAUGUUCCGUUAGUCUUCAACAAAGUAGCCAAAUCCGAAGAACAAACUAAACUCAUCAGAUAAAGUCUUUCAGGUCUGACUGUCACCAUGUUAGAAAACUCAACGCGAUUAAAGCUUGAUCCAGGGUUUGUUCAUUUAAGCGUGCUUUCUUUCCCCUCUCAGCAGCUGUUUCAUCUCUUUUGCUGAACAAUGCUGCAUAAAGCCAUAGUGGAUUUUGAAAAGUUGUCAUGGGAUUAUUCCUGUCUUACCAGCAUUCUGUGCAAAUAUUCAUUCUGUAUCAUUGUGUGUUAUCAAAGAAUCUUAUUAAACAUGCAAACGUU